AUGCUUACAUAUGCAGCACUGAUCCUAAGUGCCAUAAUAUGGCUGUGUUACAGGCUUUUCCUGUUUCUGGGGAUCCCCGUUUGGCGUAUAGUGUCGAUGUUGGGGCUUCAGAUCCCGCAAACAACUAAAGUGUCAAUUGAUGACAUUGGUAGUAGAUCGAUAACCAUAAGGUGGGAAAACGAACCUUCUGAAGUGGUUGAUAAAGGAGUAGGGUCUAUUUCGCAUUAUAUUCUAUACCUGAACAACGUUAAAAUUGGUAUGUUUCCAAACGUUGCGACCUCUCUUUACACAUGCUGUUCAUUGAGGCAUCUAAAGCCUCAGACGCGAUAUCAAUUGGAUUUUGUCACAGUCAAUAAACAGGGUUUCAAGAAUAAGACGUCUCCAAUUUACGUGAUAACAAAACUUGACGAUUCCCGCGCGACGGAAAGAGACACAAAUGAUAUCGCGGACGGCGAAGAAUUGGAUUUAACCGUCGGGGGUGCGUCCAAUUUGCCAGCAGAUGCCAAAUGGAGGAAAAUUCAAGUUGCACAACCAACUGAGUCUCCGACAUCGUAUGCGAGCUUGACUACGGUCCAGGAUUUACAAGAUUAUUCGAUUACAGACUUGAAAAGCAUUCUCGUUUGCGCCCAGGAGGACCUGCACGAGGUUCUACAACAACAGUCUUCAGUCUUGCAAGAUUUUCGGGAAAGUGAGUUGCAACUGCAAUUAGAACUUGACAAUUUGAAAGCGCAAUGGUCCCAUGAAAUCGAUCUCAGAAAAUCAUUGAAAUCCAGCAUUAACUCACUGGAAAAUUCCAAACUGCUAUACGACCUGAAGAGAAGUAAAAUUAUCAAGAAUAUUGAGCAAGUUCAAAAUAAGACACAGAAAAUGAAGGACGACAUGGCCAAAUGGGAAGCAGAACAAGGCGAACAGAUGUUGAUUGAUAAACUUAGGGAGACUUCUGAGGCUCGCCAAAAUGAACUUAAACAGAAAAUUGCAGAUACUGCUGCUACAGUUGAAGAAAUGCAAGCAGAAGUUGCCAAUCAUGAAGAAGAGAACAAAAAAUUGAGUUCAAGGAAAAAAUCGUUGGACACGCCUGCACCAGUAAAUGCUAGCGGUCAGAUCUCCGGUUUGAAAAAGGAGUCUUCAAAUGACAGUUUAAGUACGCUCUCGGUAUCUUCCAUUGUGAAAAGGCUCAAUGAAUGUAUCAUAGAGAAAACAGGCCUUUUGAACAGCUCAGGUCAAGAAUUCCUGAAUGCUUUAGGUGAUACUCCGAUUGGAAGGUUUAUAAGAGAAGAAAUUGCAAAGGACUGCGAUCUGGAAUAUCAGUGGAGAGUGAACAGGAAUAGGUUGAAGAAACGUAUCGAUGUCUUAGAAAAAACCUGGAUCGAUCUUUCGAUUAGCAACGGACAAUUAAUGGCCGGAUUGGCAGCGCAACCUUAUGCCAAUGGUGAAAUGAGACAAAGUCCAACGCCCCAAGCUGGAAGUACCCCACAAUUGGUCUUGCAUGACCCAACAACUUAUCAAGAUGUCGAUGUUCCAACGGCUACAUUACCCCAAGAGAACAGCUACAGCCCGCCCCCUCCUGCACCUGCUGCGUCUUUCUCGCCUUGGGGAAUGCAACAAGAGCAGCAGCAGCAGCAGCAGCAACAGCAGCAACAGCAACAGCAACAGCAACAGAGCAACAGCAUUGGUUACACUGGCUAUGAUCAAGGCUUCGAUUACGAGCCUCCUAAUCACUUGUUAAGUGGGCUUCAAAACAUGAUUUCAGAAGAAGAUUAUCAAAACAUCAACGUCAGUACUUCAAAACUCUACACGACGGAUGAAUUAGACAGAUACUGGAAUAGCAGGAGUGGGUCUAAUAUGCUUCCACAUCCAAACGUUAAUGGACUUCGCAUGAAUCAAAAUAAGUUCACGGUGUCGUCAUCUGUUCCAAUGGAGCCCAGUACAUCUUCCGCAAAUUAUAUUCCUCCGCAGUCACCACCGAGCCUCUUAGCCUCAUUACAGGAUGCUUCACAGCCUAUGCAGCCCACUCAAAGUGUCUACUCAAACGCAAGCAUAAUAUCUCCGAAGAUUGUAACCCCGCCUGGUCAAGCAGACGAAAAUCUAUCAUUUGCAUCGAGAGUCAAUGUCAUGCCUCAAGUGGAAGGCUUACCUGUUCAGAUCGUACCUGCUAAAAAUGAUUUGCAUUCAGAAGCGUUAUUCCAACCUUCUAACUUUACCAAUAUAUGGAAUAGCACAAGUGCAGCGGAGCCUUCAGCUUUAGUAGAUGAAGAAGUCAAAGUACAGUCGCCAAAGGCAGCGCAUUCGAGAUCAGAUAGUCGUGGUAGCUGGAGCGGGUUCUCACAAUUCAUUCAUCGCUCGCCGACCACGUCUAGCUCGGAAAGUAAGAAUGCAUUAAACGGAGCAUCUUCCCCAAGCCGCCGGGAAAGUGGUGCAAAGGAGAAAAACCGGCCUUUCAAGAAUGGACGCCGCAUGUCAAAUCUUUUAUCAAGAAGCGGAAUGAAUCAUCUGUUCAAUUUGCCUAGUCAUGAGAGCACUUAA
Lachancea mirantina is the source of this 2523-nucleotide messenger RNA. NCBI's taxonomy places the organism in Eukaryota, Fungi, Ascomycota, Saccharomycetes, Saccharomycetales, Saccharomycetaceae. The record is from the annotation of a GenBank genome assembly.